CUCCUCCUCCUCUCCAGACUGAUGUGACGCUGUUUGUACCUGAGGACUGAAGCCUACCUGUGGAUCCUCUUCGCUCGGCAGCAUCAUGGGGAUCUCCGCGUCCAGUCUGCUGGAUGACUCCAAAUCCAACUACAUUAAAGGCCAGGCUGAGGCUGAGUUGAAAGAGUUCAGUCCAUACUACACGAAGCAAUUCUCCGUUGCUUGGUUCUCUCAGGUAGAAGAUGACCUGGAACAACACAAACAGAAGAUCACACAACUGCUCAAACAGAGGGAGGCUCCAGAGGAAGGCGAGGUGCUGUAUGAGGAGGGCGUUCUUUUCUUUGACGACACCAGGAAGUGGAGGGACAGGUAUGUAGUGGUGAGAGCCAACUACUGCCUGGAGUGUCAUGACAGCUUGGAGACUUUUGUUAAAGGGAUUCCUCCACGCCACAAGCUGCUGCCUACGGGGGGCACUGUUCUGACCACAGAGGAGCAGUACAUGGCCAUGGUGGAAAAAUGCUUUCCUGAUGAUACUAAUAUGAAGGAGGAAUUUGCUCCUCCUCUGUCAGGGAUGCCAGGACAGUUUCCAGUCUACCUCCGUCUGCCCUACAGGCGAGACUCCUACUUCUGCUUCAGACAGCAGGCCAAACAGGCAGCCUUCCUCUCGAUCCUGUCAGACUGCAUCAGACACCAGAACCAAGACUUCCUGAAGAAAAAGACGUGUGAAGUUCAGGCCUUCCUCAAAGCCAUCCAACUCUACAGACAGGACAAAGGCAAAUAUGAAGCCUGGGACAUGUUAAUAGGAAGCGAUGUCAGGGUGAUGGCUAAUGUCGUGAUGGAACAGCUGCUGCCCACUCUGGAGAAAGACAUGCUGCCUCGCCUCAAGGCCAAGAAGACAGAGAAGAAGAGAGUUUGGUUUGCAACAGUGGAGGCAGCAUACAUUCUGGUUCAGGAGCAUCUGUUGGAGGGACUGUCAGCACUGAAGGAGGAAUGUCGGACGGCCGUUCGACAGCAGGAGGUGCUGAUCCACUCCGACAUGGACCAGAUCCUCAACUCCAGACAGCAGCUCGAGGCAAAAAUCCAAGCCAAAGUCUUAGAGCCAGCAGAGAAACUGUGCUCAGAAUCAGUUCAGCCACAUCUGGCCUCAGUUCUGGAGGAACUGAUGGAGCCGAUCAGCUCUGGUUUCCACGAAGGGCAGCAACUGAGUGAACAAAUGAUGGACCAAGUGUGUCAGGACGUUCUGCUGAGAGGACAAAAUGAACAACUGAAAAAAGCUCUGGCCAACAUGGCAAGACCAAACUUGUUGAGCUGUUACCAGAAGAUUGGCUCCCUGCAGGAUAAACUUCAGCACCUAUGGGAGAGAUUUGGCUUCUCCAACAUCACAGGAGUGAUCCACAGUGCUCAGAUUGACCUGCAGCAGCUAAUUGAGAAUGCCGCUUAUACGUUUGAGCAGCUGCUCAACAAGGCCAUCGAGGAUAACCCAGACAACGCUGGUUCGGCCAUUGAAAAGGCAAAACACAGAGUUGUCAAGCAAUACAACUAUGACAGCAGCACAGUAAGGACGAGGAUCUUCCAGGAGGCUCUUGUUUCCAUCACUCUGCCCUUCAUUAAGAAGAACCUGGCUCCUACCUGCAAAACUGAUCUUCAGGGUCUCGAACACGGCAUCUAUGUUGACCACUCCAACUUCAUCCAUGUUGAGAACGUUUAUGAAAGCAUCCUUCUGCGAACCCUGGACAGGGAGGUCACCAAAGUGGUGAAGGAGGCUGCAACCCUGAAGAAGUACAACCUGUUCACUGACAGCAGAGACCUGGUCAGUCAGUCCAGUCGCUCCAGCCUCUUCACCCCUUCAGUGUCUACCCCUGGAAGCCCCUCCAUGGUGCUGGCCUCCCCUGCUAAAACCUCCUGUGAGGCCGAGCCUCAAUCUCCUCUUGUUGUUAAUGGUCUGUCCACCAGUCCUCUAAAAGAAGAACUACAGGAGAAAGAAAAUGAUGUGCAGCAGAUAAAAGACUCAAUGAAUGUGACAGGGUUCGAGACACCACUGGGUAAAACUGAACAAGGCGACACAACUCCCACUGUAGCUAGUAGUCAGGAGGAGUUACCAGCUCCCAAAGUAGACGAUGUCACUGUGAGGGCUGAGGCAGGCAACACUGAAACACUUGAAAACCCAGCUGCAGUAACAGCCACAGCAGCUCCAGAGAUUGUGAUCCUGGAUGAAGCGAUAUCUGCCCAAACAGAAGAAGCUGAGAUGGGCACUGAGCUGGAAAUGCAGAGCACAGAUAUUCUCCAAGAAGCACAAAGUAUAAAAACAGAUGCAGCAUCAACAACACAAACAGAAACUUCUGAUCCAAGAAAUGAACCUGCGUGCCUUUCAGCAGACGAACCUGAACCCCAACCUGUAGCCAGUACUGAAGAAAAGACACAGUGUGAGAGCUCUGAAGUCAAAUCAGAGGUUCCCUCCGGUGGUGAAGUGCCUGAAUAUGCCAGUCUCAAGCUGAAAAGAGAGGAAGAAAAACCAAUUACUGUCUCAGACCCCAAUUGUCUUGAUGUGUCAGCAGGAAGUGAGUCACUACCCUCUGACCUGGAGUCCACAGAUGAAGUCUCAACAACCUCUGACAUCUUGGAGGAUGAGGCUAACACUAGCAAAUCACCCACAAGCUCAGAUGAUGCUGCUGAAGACAGAACCAUAGCUGACGAACCAUCACCUCUGGCCCAAAUGAAGAACGUAAGCAGCAAUGUUGAAGGGGACAUCGAACCAGGAGCCAACUUAAAUGGGGAGACUUCAGCAGCAGACACUCCAUCCUCCUCAUCUGCUGAACCCACUAAAGAGGAAAUGCCCUCAAGUCCUGAAGUCCGGCCUCUGGACUGCAUCAAGGAGAUCCGUGACUUAGUGGUGGAAGUGAUUGAGGUGGAGGAGCUGGUGCAGCAUUACCCCAGUGGAGUUCCAAAGGAAGAAUAAAGCUUCAUGUAAGAGCAGCAUUCGAUGACAUGUGGGUCAACUGUUCUGUGAAUUAUUACCAGAAUAUAGCAGUAGCUUCCAUUUCUGACAAAAAUGUCCUUCUACACUGUUUUAACUUAAGCAGCGCAAAAUGAGAAAAACACUCUUGACAUACUGGAGGCUUUGUGGCCUUUGUUAAACAAAUAUUCAAGAAAUUAUGGUAAAUUGUUUAUACACAUCAAUAUUAUUUACACAAAGAACGCAUAAUGAGGUAUCCAGGUGUAGAAAAAUCAACGUGUUUGCUCCUUUCAGUGCUUUGGCAACACUGCAUUUAUUUUAGCACCUAAUUGUUUUAGAGAACCCUGAUUUAGAAAUAGAAUUAGUGAAGAAAUGAAUGGAAAUUGCAUUGUAUGGUUGUGGUUAGGUAUGAAUCUAUUUUAAUGGAGGAAAUUUUGGGAUGAUUAUUUGCUUUCUCUCUGAGAGGUCGGUGUUUAUUUGGAAAUCAAUUUCACAUCUGUUUUUGAAUUGGAACAGAGGGAAUUAGCCUUGCAGUCCAAUCAGUCCUUUUUUUUGUACCAGAGUAAAUGCUGCAGUGUCUUCCCCAAUUAUUAGCAACACUGUGGUACCACAAGAGUGUUAUUUCACCGGCCUUAUUUACCCUUUAUACAAAUGAAUGUAGAGUUACCUUGUCUGAUGCUUUUAAUGUUAAAUUUACUACUGAUACAAUACUUGCCGAUUUGAUCACAGAGGAUGAAACAAAGUAACAUUGUGGAUGACUUUGUUCAUUGGUGUCGUCUUAUUUUCAGUCCAGCACUAAGAAAACUAAGGAAGAGACCUUUGAUUUCAGAGUGAGCAGGAAGACACACCAAUAAGUAGGCAGUAAUAGUGACUGGUAAUUCUUACUAAUCACAUUAAAAUUGUACUUAAACAGAAACCAAUAGAAAAGUUAGCCGUUUUAAAGGGAGCUACAUGCACUUCAGCCAAACUUUAGUUAAAUGGAUCAGUGUCAGUUGACAUGAAUCUGAUCACAAAGCAAACCUUCCUCACUGUGUUGCAGGGCUGCCCUCCUUUACAACAGCCCACCAAACAAGCCUUUUGUUGCACAUCGAAAUCCAGCCAUCAUCUAUACGCCACUUAAUCCUCACUAGGGUCAGGGGCCGGAGCCUAGCUCAGCCAAAUCAGUGUGAAGGCAGGGGACACCCUGGACAGGUAACCAGUCUACCACAGGGCGCAUAUCUAAAUAAAAUUAGAAAAAUUAUCUGAGCACAGCGGUGCAACUUACUUUAGUUCAGACGCAGAGCUUUGUGGAAUAUACUCAUUUGGUCCAGUGAUGUCCAGCAGAGCUAUUACUACUCCUCUUUCUGUUAUUAGCAAAUAACAGUGUCCAAGCCAUUCUGGCAGUUUCUUCUUAUUUUUAGCUAGCUAUUUGUCGUUUUCAAAAGUGAAGAUGACAAACACUGCUCGUAACCUGUUCUGAAUUCUGAAGAAUUUGAUGGCAGGCCAAAUGUCUCUGCUGUCUGCUUUAAGUACAUUUUGCAGCCAGUUUUGUUCCCUGGCUUAAGACUGAUUGCGAGGGAAGAUGCUCUACCUCUAGUUGUCUAUUUGUCCAAAAACUCCAUCCAAAGAAAAAUUAAAUAAUAAUUUAAAGAGCCACGUUGUCCAGUUAAACUUUAAUUCAGGUCAUUAUAAUGACAUAAGUUGUUCACCUGAAACGUUUUGAACUUCCUGUGGAUCAAUAAGUAUUUGAAAAAUAUGAUUAUAUAGUGAAUAGUAGGUGUAAUAUUUGGACACACCUACUAUUCAGUGUUUCAAAUACAUACUGAAUCAGCAGUCAAUCAAGUACUGGGUUAAGAAAUAAAACUUGACUGUGAUAUCCCUAGUUUGAGCAAUUCUUACUCUUUGCAUAUAAACAGGUGGAAGUAGAAUUGUUAUAAUCAAGAAAUAGUUCUAGCACAUAGCUCCUGCUAAAACCAUGCAAUGUUGUUUUAAAACUUCUCGUUUGUGUAGAGAUUGAACAAAUGACACACAGUAUGUUAAUUUGUAAGCUUUACAGGCACUGGUAGGAGUACUUAUUUUUAAACUUUGGACUGAAGCAGGCUAACAGUGUCUUCCCAUGUCCAGUCUUCAUGCUAUCUUUGUCCUCAUUCCAGCUCCGUCCAUGACACACAGACAUAUCUCAUUCUCAGGAAAAAAGCAAAUAACCAUUUUUCACAAAAUGACAAGAUAAUUUGUUAAAUAGUAAAGCCACAAAUGAAAUUUGAAUCAAUUUUGAAAUCAUCAGGGGUUGGGAUUGUUUAAAAAUCACUACAUCUUCCAGAUGCAUGAACUGGAUCAGUGACUGCCAGAUUCAUUAGUAAAGCUGUACCUCAGGCAUUAGUUCUUCUUAAUUUGAGAAUUAACCAAGUGAAGGAUUUUUAGCUUAUAAAAAAACAAAAUGAAGAAGCAGCUCAUUGAAGUGCCCUUGCAGUGCUUUCAUGUUACCGCCACGUGCCUUAGAUCUCAUGAUGGAGCCCAGCCUCCAUCAUGUGGCUGCUGAAGAGACUUGUCUGUGAAUAGCUGAAUCCACUCCACCAAGUGCCUGUUACCUGUGUACGGUAUCUUUCACAGACAUGAUUAGUAGGACAGAGUGUAGAGGGGGACAUUUGAUCCCAAACCGUCUACCAGGUCCAUGUUGCUUAAUGGAAAGAGUGUGGAAAUAGUAAUAAUAAUAAAAUAAGUCUGUAAACAAACAUGCCCUCGAACAGUUUCUGUGUGAACCUUUCAUUCUCCGGUUUCAAUGUUUGAAAAACAAAACAAACAAUAAACACUUUUAUAAAGUUGUAUCUAU
Molecule: messenger RNA, 5741 nt
Organism: Stegastes partitus (bicolor damselfish)
Lineage: Eukaryota; Metazoa; Chordata; Actinopteri; Pomacentridae
Gene: niban1a
Product: niban apoptosis regulator 1a
Exons: 14
Coding region: 86-2935 (949 amino acids)
Source: RefSeq, a predicted model, not a curated record